AUGCAAUCCUGUCGAGCUUCUGAUCUCGACAGCAUCGACCGGGCCAAGUCCGGGACCGAGAGAACUGUACCUGAACCUCGGAGUUUAUGCGACUCGGAGGCCAAUCCGAACCCCACUAUGAUUGCAUACUUCCAUCCCUCGAUGUUCUUUAAUUGUGUCGAAUCGCCUCUGUCGUUGUCAAAACUUCUGCAUUUCUAUAUCUCUCUCACAGGCAAUAUGCAUGUCCUAAUUACUGGCGCUGCAGGUUUUAUAGGCCAAUUGCUUGCGAAGAAGCUCCUAAACGACCCCUACUACAAUGUCACGUUGACUGACAUCAACGAACCCCCGAUUCCAAAGGGGGUAAAAUAUCCGCAAAAUGCGCGCGCAGUGACUGCCGACCUUCUCACUGGCGUGGAUGCAGUGGUGGAUAAGUCGUUAGACGCUGUAUACGCAUUUCACGGCAUCAUGUCUUCUGGCUCGGAGGCCAACUUCGAGCUUGGUAUGAGUGUCAAUGUGGACGCCACACGGAUCCUCUUUGAAGCUCUCCGUAAGACCAGUCCGGGUGUCCGAGUUAUCUACUCCUCUAGUCAAGCUGUCUACGGUCAACCGCUUCCUGAGGUCGUAAAUGACAGUGUCAUCCCCACUCCCCAAUCGUCAUACGGAGCGGAGAAGAUCAUUUGCGAAACCCUAGUGAACGAGUAUACGAGACGCGGUUUUAUCAACGGAUUCGUCCUUCGCUUCCCUACAAUCUCCGUGCGACCGGGUCCCCCCACGGCCGCUGCAUCCUCUUUCCUCUCCGGGAUGAUCCGUGAACCGCUGGAUGGGAAAGAGUGCAUCAUUCCGCUGGUGGAUCGGUCCUUUAAAUCCUGGGUGUGUUCGCCACGGACGCUUGUGCACAACCUGGUCCUCACACUUUCGUUACCAGCAGACGCGCUGCCUACUCAUAUCCGACAAAUCAAUGUCCCCGGUAUCUGCGUGACGAUCCAGGAGAUGAUGGAUGCCCUAGAAGCAGUUGGAGGGAAGGACAAACUGGCUUUUCUCAAGGAGAAGGAGGAUCCGUCGCUCAAGCCCAUAUUAGACUCAUGGCCUACUCGAUUCGAUAAUACCCAGGCGAUCUCCCUGGGAUUCAAGCGAGACACCUCGUUUGAACAAGCCGUCAGGGACUACCAGAUGGAUAUAGGGCAGUGA
Messenger RNA from Aspergillus tanneri, 1167 nucleotides. RefSeq names its product SDR family oxidoreductase. The transcript has a single exon. Bases 1 to 1167 code for a protein of 388 amino acids. NCBI's taxonomy places the organism in Eukaryota, Fungi, Ascomycota, Eurotiomycetes, Eurotiales, Aspergillaceae. The record is from RefSeq and is a predicted model, not a curated record.